UUGAAAUCAAACCCCCUCACACACAUUUGAGACAGCAGAGAUAUGAUUAGAGUGGUUCUGUUGGUGAUAAUGGUGUAGGUGGUGGUGGGGAGUUGGAGAGGAGUGAGUGAGAGAGAGUGGGUAUGCAUUUUUCAAACUUCCGUGUAUUAUUAACAAACAAGUGGGGAAUGUAAACAUAUAAGAUGACGCUACUUUGUUGACUGUAGCAUUCCCAAAUCAGACACUUCUUUAUCAACUCACUUUGUCUUUUUUCGCUUCUCUGUUUUUGAAGCACUUGAGUGGCCUUUCUAUUCUUGUCAGAGAUCAAUCAAAGCCUUCGAUUUUUAGCUGAUUUUUUUGCUUAUACAAUUGAUUAAUUAGGUACAAAGGAUUAGUUUUCAAUUUCAGGGUUUCAAAGCUUUUGGGGUUUUCAGAGUUCUUCUACUUUGGCUCACAAUUUUUUUCUCAUCAAUAGGCGAUUCUGUAACUUUUAUCACAUCAUCUGCAAGAUGAUGCAACUGAAUAAAUGAAUUUGCUCUCUUAUCCGUCAGUGAUAGCAUGAGCUAUCCAACUCAAUUUGCCACAACAAGGAUGGACAUCUUUGAGCCACUCCACCAGAUGUGCAUGUGGGAGGACACUUUCAAGGGUGAUAUUAGCCCGAACACAGAUGUGUCCACAGUGGUACAGGUGGAUGCGAGAUUAGACAAUAAGUCCGAGUAUACUUCACAUGAAUCUCCGGGACCUUCUCAGAACAAUGGAGAAGCAAACAAUACUUCAGAUAAGCAACGAAGACGACUAGCACAAAAUCGUGAAGCUGCCCGUAAAAGUCGCUUGCGAAAAAAGGCUUAUGUUCAACAAUUAGAAACUAGCCGUAUGAAGUUGACACAAAUGGAGCAGGAACUUGAGAGAACUAAACAGCAAGGGAUGUAUUCAGGGAGUGCAAUAAAUACUGGAGUUGCUUCUUUUGAGAUGGAAUAUGGACACUGGGUUGAAGAGCAACACAGAAAAACUUGCGAACUUAGAAAGGUGUUACAAGCUCAUAUAAGUGAUAUAGAGCUCCGCAUACUUGUAGAAGGUGGCUUAAACCACUACUAUGAUCUCUUCCGCAUGAAAGCUGAUGCUGCAAAGGCUGAUGUCUUCUUUGUGAUGUCUGGCAUGUGGAGAACGCCAGUUGAGCGCUUUUUCCUCUGGAUUGGAGGAUUUCGCCCAUCAGAGCUUUUACACGUUCUAAUGCCACAACUGGAGCCCUUGACCGAUCAACAACAUAUGGCUGUCUGUAACCUACAUCAAUCAUCUCAGGAAGCUGAAGAUGCGCUCUCUCAAGGAAUAGACAAACUCCAGCAGACUCUUGGACAGAGCAUGGUUGUUGAUCCUACAGUUACAGGAAGCUACAGUUCUCAGAUGGCUUCUGCAAUCGAUAAUUUGAAAGCAUUGGAGACGUUUGUGAACCAGAUCAUCUUCGCCAGCAAACUCUGCAGCAAAUGUCUCGUAUCUUAACACCCCAUCAAGCAGCCCGAGGCUUGCUCGCCUUGGGCGAAUAUUUUCAACGUCUUCGUGCUCUCAGUUCACUUUGGUCUGCUCGUCCUCGUGAACCUGCCUAGUUUACUGUGGUAACAAGAAGUCAUAUAUUAGUUGUGAUUGCUGCCGAAAUCUUGCCCCGAGUUACAAUGGGAAUAUAUAGUCAUAGCUUAUUUAAUAUCAACUACAAUUUAUUCUCCUCAUAGAAUUUCAAAGCAGCUUCUCAAAGUUGGAAAGUGUAUAUAUGAAUGAUAAUGUUGUGUAUCAGGUGAUUAAAUUAACUAGUAUCAUCAAUUCUUGUUGUAUAAUGCUGUGUAUCAAGAGAUUAAGUUUUUUUUAUCGUCAAUGCAUGUUGUAUGGUAUAUUGUAUCAAAGAGAACAGAAAUUGAAAUGCCAGAUUUGUGUUUGAGUGGAUA
Messenger RNA from Cornus florida, 1913 nucleotides. Its product is annotated as transcription factor TGA7. The record is from RefSeq and is a predicted model, not a curated record. The transcript is spliced from 9 exons. Gene Ontology annotation, biological process: DNA-templated transcription; regulation of DNA-templated transcription. Bases 538 to 1476 code for a protein of 312 amino acids. Gene Ontology annotation, molecular function: sequence-specific DNA binding; DNA-binding transcription factor activity. NCBI's taxonomy places the organism in Eukaryota, Viridiplantae, Streptophyta, Magnoliopsida, Cornales, Cornaceae.